GACUAUUGCUUGUUUUCCUUCUUGGUUUGUUUAUUUAUAGAUAUUAUAUACUAAAAUUAAUAAUCGUUUUCACGUGUAAACACUGCACAAUAGUCAGUUCCUAUGAUAUGUUUGUAGACGGCACUUGUUUACAAUAUUUAAAUUUUACGUGAAAACUUUUGCCAUAAAGAAAUGUUUAACCCUGACAUCAAUGAUUAUCAAUUGACUUCGAUCAUAUCUGAAUGCUGUGGUGGUAUUGCAGUUGUUUAUUCAGCUAUUCACAAGCCAGAUAAUCAAAAUGUCGCGAUCAAAAGGUAUUUUGUUGACAAGUCAAAGGAAAAAGCCAAUUUGAUACAGCAAGACAUACUAACUCGGAAAGAGCUGCAGCACCCCAACAUUCUCCCAUACCUGACUUCCUUCGUCCAUGGCCAGGAACUGUAUGUGGUGUCUCCGCUGAUGGAACUUGGCUCCUGCAGAGACAUCCUGGAUCGAUACUUCCAAGAGGGUCUGCCGGAAUUGGCCUGUGCAAUCAUAUUGAGGGAUGUGCUGGCUGCGCUACAGUAUUUGCAUAAACAGUUUUAUGUGCAUAGAAGUGUAAGAGCGAGCCAUGUGCUUCUCGACAGACAUGGCAAUGUGCGUCUAUCUGGCCUGCGGUCAGCCGCUAGCAUGAUGGUGAGGGGGCGACGACAGAAGCACUUACACAGCUUACCGCCCCCCGAUCAUGAUAAUGCUAACCUUAUGUGGCUUAGCCCAGAACUUUUGGAACAGAAUCUCAGAGGCUACGACGAGCAGUCAGAUAUCUAUUCGCUAGGCGUGCUAUGUUGUGAACUAGCGAACGGCGCAGUACCGUUCGCGGAAGUACCGACUACCCUCAUGUAUACAGAGAAGGUGCGAGGCAACAGGCCGCAGCUGCUCGACUGCUCCUCGUUCCCGGAGCCGCUUGAUGAUGGUGAAAUGAAAAGCAUGUACAACACAGACAGUGGCGUGGGCGACAGCGCGGAGGGCGUGUGGCGCGCGCGGCUCGUGUUCGCGCACCGCAAGCUGUCCGACCCCUUCCACCGCCUCGCAGACGCCGCACUGCAUCGUGACCCAGACAAGCGGCCGUCAGCAACACAACUAUUGAAUCAUCCGUUCUUCAAGCAAAUCAGAAGAACAGACUACCUUCCCAGCCUCAUUGGAAGGGUGAAACCUAUCAAACCGGAUCAGAAUGACAUAUCAGCUUUGUUAUUAGAAGAGAAGUUGUCCGAAAUGAACAUAGAGAAAACUACGGAGUGGGACUUUUGAGACAAUAAACUAUUAGAUGACCAAUUCAUAAAUUAUAUGUAUAUGUAUUUAAAUUGCCUGACUACAAAAUAUAUUGCCAUUAAUUUUAUCCAUUGUUGUGAUUUUUAACAAAUAAAUAAGAUAAAACUGUGAGAUACAUUCAAUAUCAAGAAAAAUUAUAGUUUUUUCAUACUUGCGUAUUUUUUGGCAAAACACUAUUUUUAUUAAUCACUGUUUUGUCGUAGAUAACAAUAAGAUAACUUAUAAAUUAAAUGAAAAUAAAUAAAAUUUCAUUAGAUCUAGCGCAAAGAAAAUUAUGCUAUCUAUAGGGACUAGGGUACUUAGGUCAUAAUGAAUAUUCUCUCAUUUUAAUGCUAUGAUAAAUUACAUACCUAUUAAAUUAUUUUUUGUACAUUCUUAUAUUGGCCCAAGACAGCAAUAUUUUUAUACAAAUUAUACAUUCAAUAAGCAAUAGAAAUACCCUACCAUAAACAAUGAUCACAUUAAAAUGGCGGAGUUUUGGCGCCAAAUUUUCAUGUUACCUUUUUUUUCGGUGACAUGUCAGAAUGUGAUUUUUUGUUGUGUUGGUGACAUGUCUGUCAAUUGUUAUUAAAUUUUCGAAUAUCAGUUUUUCACUUGAUACAAUACCUAAUGAACUUAAAACAUCAUAGGUACUACUUGUAUUAAUAUUGACUAUUAUUACUACAUAUUGUAAUUAAAACAUCUAUAAUUUGUAACAUUCUUGCAAAUAAAUAUAAUUUGAAUUUGAAUUUACACUGGUCUCCUAAAUAAACAAACUUUUGUUUCUCAUAAGUGAUAAAAUCUUAGUAAGUAUUAUUUUUGUGUAAAUUAUAGAGUAUGAGUGUUUAAUUUUAGAGAUGACGUUAGUUUUGUGAAUAAAUAAUGUUGUUGGAUAUU
Colias croceus (clouded yellow) is the source of this 2160-nucleotide messenger RNA. RefSeq names its product STE20-related kinase adapter protein alpha (gene Stlk). The transcript is spliced from 7 exons. The coding region runs from base 172 to 1263 and encodes 363 amino acids. Gene Ontology annotation, molecular function: ATP binding; protein kinase activity; protein serine/threonine kinase activator activity. Gene Ontology annotation, biological process: protein phosphorylation. Lineage: Eukaryota; Metazoa; Arthropoda; Insecta; Lepidoptera; Pieridae. The record is from RefSeq and is a predicted model, not a curated record.